AUAGUCUAAUACCAAUUGUGUGCGAAAACUUAGCUGCAGCAGGCAGAUCAAAAGCCACCUCUACAAUCUAUCCGAACCUCGUAUCAGUCACGUGAGGUUACUCAAAUGGCGACGUCCUUAUUUCCUCGGUGUGUGUUAUUCAGUGGCAGUAUUGUAAGGCAACAUUUUGUACAGUGUCCAAGAAACAGUUGGAGCUGUUUCUGGAGAUGUGUACCAAUAGCUUUUUAUCGUUACAAGCCCUUGCGGGUAAAUAUUACCGGCGUGUACAUCCCGGAUAAGGACUCUGAGCACACACCUGAAUGGCAAAAGGAAAAGAAAUAUGACGCUAAGCUAUUCGGUCGCUACGGUAGCGCCUCGGGUGUCGAUCCAGCGACUCUGUGGCCCCAUCCCGAACAACUACGAGAGUUUGAGGAGGAAGAACGGGAGUGGUACCCUUCUUUGCAAGAGAUGCAACAUAACAUCGCAGUUAAAGAAGAGGAGGAGCGAAAGAAACUCUUGGAGAGGGAGAAACUGAUUGCAGAGAACAUGGCCAAGAUGCCACAGAUGGUAGAAGACUGGAGAAGGCAAAAGCGGGAGCAGAAGCAGAAAUUGCGAGAGGAGAAAGCAAGGCGGGAUCAGCUGCUAGCCAUGGCCAGAGAGCGAUUUGGUUAUAAUAUAGAUCCACGCAGCCCCAAAUUCCAAGAUAUGGUCAAAGAGAUAGAAAAAGAGGAGAGAAAGAAGAGAAAACUCCUUAAACGUUUGCAAAAGGAGGAGAGUGGAGCUGCAGCAGUAGGCAACGUAACAACACCUCAGUCAGUACCCUCAUCCACUUGAUAAACUGUGCACAUUUUCAAUUAACAGUUUAACUGCAAUUUGAUCAGAUCUUCUCAGCUUUCAAGUGAAAGGAGUUAAUGUAUUGACCAUGUAAUGCAGCUGGUUAGCAGACAUGGGGGUGAAACAGUUUAUACUUAAAAUUUCACAAGGUCUUCACUCCGUCAAAGAAUGAAGGUAAAACAGCCAGUCAUCUAGCUUGGAGGGUGUACAAGCUGAUUUGUACACUAGUGGGUGUACUGAGUGCUAAACCUGGUUAGGACUGGUGAAGAGGUAUUACGUUUCUUGAGCUGGAAAUCAUUGGUUGCCUGUCUGGGACUAUUAUAUUGUGCUGACGUUUUUGUAGUUUGCUAUUAAAAUGUGGCAUGCUUAAUACAAAUUAAUUGGAAACAUCAGUAUAUACGUACAGGAUCUUACUGAAUGGAUAGAAGAAUCGUGGAACUGAAUCAUUUUUAAUCUCUAGCAGAAUUUGCUGUGUAUGCACAUAAACAGUUUGGUGCCAUA
Protopterus annectens (West African lungfish) is the source of this 1314-nucleotide messenger RNA. It is a transcript of the gene GADD45GIP1, whose product is annotated as GADD45G interacting protein 1. The transcript is spliced from 2 exons. NCBI's taxonomy places the organism in Eukaryota, Metazoa, Chordata, Ceratodontiformes, Protopteridae. Bases 106 to 813 code for a protein of 235 amino acids. Gene Ontology annotation, cellular component: nucleus. The record is from RefSeq and is a predicted model, not a curated record.